Molecule: messenger RNA, 807 nt
Organism: Nannizzia gypsea CBS 118893
Lineage: Eukaryota; Fungi; Ascomycota; Eurotiomycetes; Onygenales; Arthrodermataceae
Exons: 3
Coding region: 1-807 (268 amino acids)
Source: RefSeq, a predicted model, not a curated record
AUGGCAACAUUAAGCUGUGUUCUCGUGUCCAGGGCUGCAACAAGUUCCGUCAGGCCUACCGACUACUUGGAUUAUCUUAUUUUGGCGGUAGCGUCCGGAUUUUUGGCUUGCCUUGGAGCAAGAUAUACGCAUGUGGAUGAUGGCUGCUGCAAAACCACUGACCUGAUAACCCUGGCUGCCCCACCAACCUAUAUGAAUAUUUUGGAACGUUACCCGAACGGAAGCUACCGACAGCUUACGAGGAGAUUCACGACGACUCUGCCGAAAUAUUGGCAGACUACCAGAUGUCACUGCUGCAAAAUAUAUCACCAAGCGCAAGCUGAUAGAGAUGGGGUGCAGCUAUUAUGUGCGCCUCCGAUUGGAUCGCGCAUGGAAGCUAAUCUCCUAUCCUUACUAUGCGAAGUUGCUCAGCCAGGAGACUCGACCGCAUUCAGAGACAUCGACAUCGAUAUCAACGUUCCUGAACAUCUGCGAAAUGGUUGCACCGAAGCCCAACCGGCCAAUAUAACCAGUUCAAUGGCUAAUGAUAACUAUUUGAUACCAAGGAUGCACAUCCGCAUCGACAAAUGGUGGGCCAGGGCUAGACCUCCAUCUGGCUCCUUGACACCUCUUUUCUCCAACGGCGCUCAUAAUCGCUGGAAUAUCAUGGCUCUCCCUGGAUAUGUACACCGCACCAACGCACAUCUACUACUCUCCACCUCAGCUGUGGCAGGCGAAGCAAGCCGCAUCAUCCAGUCGGACCUGGCCUUCUUCCGCGCAGGGUGCAUGAAUGCACUAAAAAGCCAACCAAUGGCUACGACACUAUAG